AUGGAGUUCUACUACCAGUACCUGAGCAGCGGCGGCUACAGCACCAAGGAGAAGAGGCCGCCGCUGAAGAGGGGCCAGCUGAAGCGCCAGAUCGUGAGGACCAUCGGCAAGCUCGUGGUGCCGGGCGGCGACGGCAGUGGCGGCCCCAACCAAGUCCAAGCGGCGGGCGGGAAGUUCUGA
This is a messenger RNA of Miscanthus lutarioriparius, 180 nucleotides long. The record is from the annotation of a GenBank genome assembly. Lineage: Eukaryota; Viridiplantae; Streptophyta; Magnoliopsida; Poales; Poaceae.